Molecule: messenger RNA, 1809 nt
Organism: Cuscuta campestris
Lineage: Eukaryota; Viridiplantae; Streptophyta; Magnoliopsida; Solanales; Convolvulaceae
Source: the annotation of a GenBank genome assembly
CUCAGGCUUUCCUCUUCUUCUCUUCCACAGAAACAGAAUCUCUCUGAGCAUUAAAUACAUCAUAAAACAUUGUUUCGUUCACUUUAAUCUUCAUUCAUCGUUCCCUGCCUCUACUCCCUUCAUUCUUGCUUCCCUGUUGCUUGAUUCUACUGUCUCUCUUAUUUCCUUCCUCUUCUUUGUCUAUUUCCCCAUUCCGUACACACAUAUCUUCAAGUCUGUAUUCAAACAAUUCUACCAAUAAUAUUCCGUACAUUUAUAGGCUCAAAAAUACACAAUGGGGAGGAAGGCUACGAAAGGGAGGGCCGCCAGAAUCGGCAGUUACGCAAUUGCUUCUUCAAUCUCCGAUCCCGAAUCAAUUUCUUGCACAACCUUCAAUAUCCUUGCCCCCAUUUACAAAAGAAUCACUCACGAGGAACCGACGAUUAGAGAAAGCCAUUUUAGGGAAUUUUGGCUGGAUAGGAACCAGAGGAUUUUGGAUUGCUUAUUGUAUGAAAGAUCUUCCAUCAUUUGCCUUCAGGAAUUUUGGGUUGGGAAUGAAGAGCUUGUUGAUCUCUAUGACAAGAGACUAGGGGAUGCUGGCUAUAUUGUUUUUAAGCUUGGCCGAACUAACAACCGUGGGGAUGGUCUGCUGACUGCUGUACAUGAGGAUUACUUCAGGGUAAUAAGUCAUCAAGAGUUGCAUUUCAAUGAUUUUGGAGACCGUGUUGCACAACUGUUACAUGUUGAGCUAAUAUUACCCUCCUCACCAUGUCGAAAUAUCAAUGCUAGAAAAGAAAUUCUGAUAGUUAACACACACUUGCUGUUCCCGCACGAUUCAAGUCUAUGCUUGGAACGAUUGCGACAGGUCUAUAAAAUACUGCAAUAUGUAGAGUCAUAUCAAAAGGAGAAUAUGCUUAGUCCUUUGCCGAUCAUGCUCUGCGGGGAUUGGAAUGGAAGCAAACGAGGCCAUGUUUACAAGUUCUUGAGGUCUCAAGGAUUUGUAUCAUCAUAUGAUACUGCACAUCAGUACACCGAUGCAGAUGCACAUAAGUGGGUGAGCCACCGUAAUCAUCGAGGGAACAUCUGUGGAGUAGAUUUUAUAUGGCUUCUUAAUCCUAACAAGUACAGGAAGUUGCUGAAAACAAGUUGGAGUCAGGCCAUCUUUGGGAUGUUUAAGUAUCAACUUCGCAGGGCAUCUUUGACAGAGAAGAAUGCAUUUGCGUUUCUAAAGACAGAUAGAGAUGAAGAUUACAUUACAUACUCUGAUUUCUAUGAAGCAUUGCGGCAGCUUAAUUUGAUUGGCCAUUGCUAUGGGUUAAGUAUUCAGGAGAUCAAUGAUUUGUGGGUGCAAGCAGAUAUUGAUGGAAAUGGUGUUGUUGAUUACAAAGAAUUCAAGCAACGCAUAUGGAAUCCAACAUGGUCAGAACAAAGAGAAGUAGGAUGCAAUGAGUCAUGGGAUGAUAAUGAAAACGGCACGGAGGAAACUAUUGGUUUCGGCAUCCAGAAUGCGUUUCUUUUCCCAAAGGAAGCGGAGGGGGGAUUAUGGCCUGAAGACUAUUCACUCUCGGAUCACGCUAAACUUACCGUUGUGUUCUCACCCAUCAGAAUGCAAUGAUCCAAUUAAUUAUAUAUAGGGUAUAUGUGGUGAUCAUAGCCUACUAUAGACAGAUUGAAUUGGAGUGGGAUUAUAUAGAACUUUAUUUAUUGGACUAUAGCUGACUCCUUCCCUGUAUAGAUCGAAGGGGACAUUGCUAGUCUAUAUAGUGUGUGAUUAUCCCUCCCGCCUUUGUUGAGUUUGGCUCAAGCUUGAAAAGGUUAACUAUUGUUUCC